Messenger RNA from Musca vetustissima, 1757 nucleotides. RefSeq lists its product as uncharacterized. The transcript has 5 exons. Bases 30 to 1757 code for a protein of 575 amino acids. The record is from RefSeq and is a predicted model, not a curated record. NCBI's taxonomy places the organism in Eukaryota, Metazoa, Arthropoda, Insecta, Diptera, Muscidae.
AACCAAAAACCGCACACAAAGCAAACACAAUGAAGUAUUUACAGCUGUUGCUGACGCUGACACUAACGUUGCCAUUGCUAACACACACAUAUCCUGCUGCCGAGGAAAAAUCUCUACCCCUGGACGACGUUGGGGUUGUGGAUAACGACGAAGCUGCCAGUGCCAAAGAUUCACAAUUGCAAAAGCGUUCGGGCAGCACUGAUUAUGCGUUACAUUUGAAAUCCGGUUUACUGUCCGGUCUGGGGCAUGCCUCUGCCUCGAUAGCAUCCAGCAGUUCGGGUGGUAGCAGUGGCGGUGGUUAUGCUUAUAAACCCCAUGGAGAUGGACAUCAUAUACAUGGCCACGUUGAAUUCGAUCCAUGGUCUUUGAAAAAGUCUGUCUUGAACACCAUAUUCCAGGCGGUGAAGGCGAUUACCGGCGGUGUGACAGCCCUCAAGGGUCAACUGAUUAAGGGCAGUGGUUAUGCUCUCAGUGCCAGUGGCAAUUUGGUUGCUGCAUCCGGUGACAAGGUUACCGACGUUGGCAAGUACAUUAUUAAUUCGGCACAAUCGAAACUGCAUCCCAUACCCAGCGGCCAUGGCGGCAGCAGCCACGGCGGUGGUGGUGGUGUCUUUGCUAAAUUCGCCUCCCUCUCCGGUGCUUCGUCAGGUGGCAGCAGUAGUAGCGGCGGCAAGCCAUCAGGAGGCGGUCAUGUCGUGCACACUGAGAGCAUAACCUCAUACGAGAUUCCAAGUGGCCACACCAGUUAUGGUCCACCAUCAAAACCACCAACUUACAGCAGUGCCACACAUCAAUAUCUGCCACCAUCGGGCGGCGGUUAUGGCGGUGGUCAUGUCGCAUUCGAAGAGCCAUCCAGUAAUUACUUGCCAACAGCCUAUGGACCAGAUGCAACACAUCAUCACAACCAUUAUGUGGCAGCACCACCUACCGGUCAGGAAUUCAAUAUUUAUGGUCGUCAUCAGAAGCUGAGCGAUGAAGAGGCACGCAAAGCUGCUGUGCAAUUGCAAGAGAUUUUGAAUAUGUUGCCCGAUGGGAAAACAGAAUACACCGCCUCAAAGACGGUAGCUUUGGAUACAUCGAAUUUUAAUACCGGCUAUGGAAGUUAUGGUCAAACCGGUUCUGGAGAUCAAGUUGAUUUAAAUUCUCUUGGCUUGCCAACUAAUUUGGGUCAAUUGGAAUCUCUUUCUCAUACCGAGUCCAUAACGGCUGCAUAUGCUGCUGAUAUUUAUCAUCAAAUGCAAAAACAAAAAAAUCUCAGUCCCGAGGAAAAGUAUUUACAAAAGCACCCUCAAGAGGGAUAUGACUACAAACCAGCAAGUAGUCAAAAUUCAGGUGGUUACACCUACAAUGCUCCGAAUGGGGGAAAUUCUCCAAAAGAUGCUUUGCAAGAUUUAACGCCCAUUAUUGCAGCCUUAGAAGUGGCUAAACGUCAAAAUCCUGCCCAAUCGACCGUUUCCUAUGCUGUGGAAAAGAAUGUUCACAAAAUUCCACCACCACCAAAUAAGGGAUCGCCCUUCAUUCCCCCGGCUGUUAAGAAAACCAAAUACAUUUACUACCCACCUACACCAUCCAGAUAUCAGGAAUUCCACACCAACGAAUACAAUAAGCCUGCCUACAAUGGUCCCUAUAAAGUUCGACGACAUAUUCCAGAUGCACAGAUGAUGACACGUCGCAAACGCAAGGCACCAUUGUUCAGGGCUCAUGAUUAUGGAAAUGAGGAACAUUUGAUGUACAAUCCCAUAAUGGGAGAAUUUUAA